AAAAAAUCCAAAUCUAUUGACAUGGAGAAUACUCAUCCAAGCGAGCCUCACAGCAAUGUUCACAAAUUUAGUGGAUAUCAUCCUGACAAAUAUGAUCUUACCGGAAUUUCCUUAACAGUUCGCACAGACGAAAGUUUAACUCCUCAGAGACCACCAUGUUUAACACAAAGAACCGUUGGAAUGUAUCUUCGGCCGUUGACAAGAGAACUCGAUGAAGUGGCACCAAAGCCUUAUAUUGAUGAUUUAUCGAAUAUAGUAAUCGAUAAAAUGCUGCAGAAGGAUAAAGCAUUUUGGGUUGACAAGCCAGGUGCGAAUGCUUACACACUCCAUGAUGCUUAUUACAACUACGAAAUGACGACCGAAAGGAUCAAACCACACCAUCAGGACGUUUUUCCUCAUGCUUAUAGUUACGAUCUCGAUUGCGUGAAGUAUCGUCGCCUCCAUGCUUGCGACGGCUUUAAAUCAAGCAGUCAAGAAAACACGAAACCGGCCGUUGCAUAUUGUCGGGACUGCAAGGGCGGUGAAACAAAAGAAAGUCAAUCUGGCAUUGACAACAACGAUAUAACUUUAGGCAGAUGGAGACAAUAUCCAAACCUAAACACCAAGUUACCUCCCGAGAAAGUUCAAGAACUAAUGGAUGAAGUCGGCAGACCGUUCAAACACGAAGCUUGCAACUGGUACUAUAGAAAAUACCCAACCAGAAAAUUCGAUGGAAUUCUACGAAGAUUUUCAAAAUAA
Molecule: messenger RNA, 738 nt
Organism: Papilio machaon (common yellow swallowtail)
Lineage: Eukaryota; Metazoa; Arthropoda; Insecta; Lepidoptera; Papilionidae
Exons: 6
Coding region: 22-738 (238 amino acids)
Source: RefSeq, a predicted model, not a curated record